UACAUGGACAACGAGCCCAUGCUCGGCGGUAACGUCUUCGCUAUCUCGUCGGAGGAUGUUUACGCUUUCCCUGCUACCAGGUCGCAGACUCGAAUGCAAGGCUCGGUCACGGACGACGAACAAGAGAAGGACGUGCCUCCAGAGGCACUCAAGACGAUGAGGUUCGACUUCCGGCACGUCACCGACAAUGAAGACAGCGCGCCGCCGAAAGUAAAGCCACCCCACCCGUUCAAGUCCAGCAGCCCGCCCCGACGCAACUCACCAAGGACAAGACGAAGACGGCGCAAGCAAGUGAUCCGACUCCGCCGAAUGUCGACACCGAGUACGGAUUGAUGAAACACGAGUCACAGGAGAAGCAGUGGCGGAAGGAGGAUGGAGACGACUCAGUAAGCCAGAUGCGUACAAACAGGGCUCACGAAUGUUCCACUCCAGACGUGCAAGACUCGGUCACUGCAGAGCAAGUACAGGAGAAGAUACUCGACACGAUGAUCACCGUCCCUCGGAAGACGAUCCUCGCGAUCGCACCGGAGCUUCUUGAGAAGUGCAUCUCGGCCAUUAUGAUGACGCGACACGAAGAACACACGACGAUGGCACAAGUGAGUGACUGGAACCCAAAUGCUGACGACGUCAUAGGCACAGCAGAAGACGACGACAACGCCCCUCAAAUGGCUGCCAUGUUGCGUAUGGACGAAGAUCAGUUGGAGCGAACCAUACACAGGUAUAUGGCUGCAUUCACAACCGGACAGCGAAGAUCCGUCGCAACGACCUGUGGUCUCGCUCACUGGCAGGCUCCGUCGAUGUCUACCCCGUUACGCUCACUGUUGGAGACUGAUCAUGUUGUACAGGUCGUCCUGAGCACGAUCGAGCCCACCGACGUAUGGCACCUUGACCGCGGACUUGUCAGCAAGAUACUCAAAUGGCCGGAUUGCAAGCUAGUUACGGAAGUUUGCAGGUUCCUCGGUACAGCAGGACUCGUAGGACGUCGGUGGAUCACGAAGUUCUCUCUCUUCGCUAAGCUUUUAUCGAGGCUGUGUAGGACUACUGACGUGCCCGUCUCUUUCAGCGACACAGAACGGAAGGCACCGAAUGACGCACGAGAUGUACUAGGUAGAGCUACUGACAACCUUCGCAAGAGUCGCCGGCGCACCAUCAACGACUUCAAGUUCACGCGCAAGCAUGCCCAGCGACUCGAGAGUGGCGAGUUCGACCCCGGCGCAUGGGUACUACUCGUGCACGAGACCUGGAUUGGCGCACUACACGGUAACAAGGGCAGGCAGCGUUGGGCGGGACCAUACGUCGUGCACGAGCGGUAUCCUUCCGGCUCUUACUCCCUUUGCGAGAUUGACGGCGCUGUUGGUAAUGUUGCGGCGAGUUGCUUACAGAUUUUCUUCUACAGGUCAGAUCCACAGGCUCGCUGCACUGUUCUCGACGAAGACGACCCGCGUUUUGAAGACGUACCACGCGGAAGACUCUGGCGCACGCCGAGCCCAUUCACCAUCCGCACGUUGUUCGACGCCGACGACGAAGGCUGCGAGCCCGGACUCUGGAAUGUAGUGGACCUCCAUUUCGGCAGUGACUCGGUCGUCGAGCACACGAACGUAGUCGACUCGACCUCUUCGCUCUCGUCAACAAGUACUACGCACCAUGGUACUGAAGUGGUCUUGGGGUCAAGACUGAAGCCACCCCCACUUGUGGAAGGGAAACCCAUCCCACGUCUUUCUUUUUCUUUUUCGUUACAAUUCCCUACGUUACUCUCGACUCUACCGGCGCGCCUGCGACGAACCGGAAGGCCGCGACGCGGACCCGCUAGUAGGACGAGACGAGCGCCGCAACGCCGAGUGCCGCACCUGCUGGGGGACCAGGUCGCGAUUAGUAAAUAGCACCGCGUGCGAGCUGCCAAUCACGUACCGAGACAAGGGUUCGUCAGUCAACGCUGGAAGGGGACUCAAGGGACGUCUGUCGCCCAGGAGGGUGCCCAUAUGCCUGCUGUACAAUACUUUCCUUAUUAGGUAUCAUUCCUUCCCGAUACGUCAAACACUCACGCUUCGCGCUUCUUUCGAACCAUCUCUCGCUCGCUGACGUCUCUCUCCCUCUCUUCUACUUUUUUAUCCCUCUCGCGCUUCCAAGGUUCUAGAACUCCUCUCGUGUGUAUUAAGUACUGGGCUGAGCUGCCCGUCUAUCCAUCGAAUUCCCUCUCCCCAGUUCUCUCUCGUCUCGUGAUCCGACUCCGGCAUUUAGACGCGACACAGCGGUCGCGGGUGUAAAACUAGUCGAGUAGCAAGUUGAGGAG
Fomitopsis serialis is the source of this 2290-nucleotide messenger RNA. RefSeq lists its product as uncharacterized. The record is from RefSeq and is a predicted model, not a curated record. The coding region runs from base 333 to 1880 and encodes 515 amino acids. Lineage: Eukaryota; Fungi; Basidiomycota; Agaricomycetes; Polyporales; Fomitopsidaceae. The transcript has a single exon.